AUGGACCAAUCUCAGCAAUCGCACGAUAUUCUAGUCGAUGAGUUGGCGGGUAUUAAGAAGCGGACAUUCAGGGUGGCCGUGGGCGUGAUCUUUACUAUUGCUACGAUAUCUGUGUUUGCCAGAGCAGCAAUUCGAAUUAAAACCCUGAGGCGCAUUUUCGUUGACGGCUAUCUCCUAUUUAUCGCAGCGGCUUUUCUUGUGGGAUCUACUGGCCUAAUAUACCACCUCUGUGAUUGGCUUUACCUUGCUACAGCAUUCCAGAAUGACCCUUCAGCCGUCUCCCAGCUCAGUACGCAAGCCGCUCUUGACUUCACAAACAAAUUUACUCAGAGCUACGACAUAUUCCUUGUAAUUAGUUGGACAUCUGUCUUCUACGUCAAGUUCUCGUUCCUAGCCUUUUUCAAACAGUUGAUACGUCAAGUACAAAAGAUUCACUACUUCUACUGGGCGGUGGUUACUCUAACCGUCGUUUCUUGA
Molecule: messenger RNA, 477 nt
Organism: Daldinia caldariorum
Lineage: Eukaryota; Fungi; Ascomycota; Sordariomycetes; Xylariales; Hypoxylaceae
Exons: 2
Coding region: 1-477 (158 amino acids)
Source: RefSeq, a predicted model, not a curated record